This is a messenger RNA of Numida meleagris (helmeted guineafowl), 2889 nucleotides long. RefSeq lists its product as uncharacterized. The transcript has 16 exons. The coding region runs from base 1 to 2889 and encodes 962 amino acids. Gene Ontology annotation, molecular function: protein binding. NCBI's taxonomy places the organism in Eukaryota, Metazoa, Chordata, Aves, Galliformes, Numididae. The record is from RefSeq and is a predicted model, not a curated record.
AUGGUGAUGACUUCCAGAUUUCAGCACACAAUGAUUCUUCACAUUAUACUUUUCCUACAGAUAGUUCACUUGGUCAAAGGCCAGUUUAAAAUUAUACCUCCUAACAACCCUGUGCUUGGAAUCGUCGGAAAAGGAGUCACCCUGCCUUGCCAGCUGGAAGCUAAGACAAUCUCUGAAAGACUUUCUGUUCAGUGGAUAUUUUCUGGAAAAACUGCAAAUAUUGAUGUGACUACCUAUGAUGGAAAAAACACAUUAAAUCCAGUAAGGGAAGAAAAGACAUACCAAGGCCGGACACAUUUCUUUCAGACUGAAAUUAAUAAGGGAAACUUAUCCCUUCACCUGAAAAAUGUCAUGAUCUCUGAUAAAGGGAAAUACAUUUGCAGUGUCUCUUUGGAGAACUGGUAUGAUGAAGUGAUAGUUGACCUGGAUGUGGCAGCUCAAGGUGAUGAGUCUGCAGUUGUCCUGGAUGGUCAUGUGGGUCAGGGCAUUGGCCUCAACUGCAAGUCACAGGGAUGGUUUCCACAGCCUGACGUAAUUUGGAUGGACAGCAAAGGACAGACACGGAAGGAGAAAGUCGUCACACAAAGCACGAAGACAUCUUUGGGCCUUUUUGAUGUUGCCAGUUCCAUGACCCUAGAACCAGGAUCUGACAUGGAAGUCUCCUGCAGAAUAAUCAAUGGCCUCCUCAACACAGCAUGUGAAUCUCGAGUCCUGAUUUCAGAUGUCUUCUUUCCAUACACUUCAGCUUGGAUGACUGCCUUCCUCGUAAUUUCCUGUUGCUCUGUGGCUGUUCUUGCUGCUGUAGGCUAUAAGCUGAAGAGUAAUGGUAUGCAUGUGAAUGCACAAAAUGCACUGAAGAUGAAAAACAAAAAGAAGGUGAGUAAUGAGGAACUAAAAUCUCAGAAGCAGCAGUUGCUCCAUAGGCAAGAGAAAACUGUGCUCACUCAACUGUUCAAUAGACAAGAAGCAGACUUGGACUUCUGGAAAGCUUGGGACAAGGCAGUUCCCAUUACUCUGAAUCCUGAAUGCCAACUCCUCCAGCUCCAAGUGCCAGGGGCUCCAGAUGUUGAGGACAAUGCAUGUGAACCUGCUGGCCUGAGCAGUCCCUCCACAGUCCCUGUCCUGGUGGCAAAGGAAGGGUUUUCAUCUGGGAAACACUACUGGGAAGUGGAGGUGGCCCAGCAGCAGGACUGGGUGCUGGGGGUCAUGAGGCAGAAAGGGAAACAAGAGGAGCAAGGGACCCUUGCUGGGGACGACUACUGGGCUCUGCUCAAAUCCCGGGGAGAGAUUUUCUCUAUCAAGGGAAACAGCAGGCUUGAGAAGAACAAUAUGAAUGACUCAGUGAUUGGUGUGCUUCUGGACUUGGAGGAAGCACAAAUCUACUUUUGUGGCACAGAGCAGAUGAGCACCAUGAUGAAAAUCCCUAUGAGCCUUGGAAAAGAAUCUGCAGAAGUGUUUUACCCUUUUCUAUCAAAAGGGGAAGGGAGAUUCAAGCCCCUGGACACUCAAAAGUUCAUGGGGCCAGGUGGAUUGCCCCACAGAGUGCUGAGGGAGUUGGCAGAUGUGGUUGCCAAGCCGCUCCCCAUCAUCCUUCGACAGUCCUGGCUAACCGGGUAUGUCCCGGUGGACUGGAGACUGGCAAAUGUGAUGCCCAUCUUCAAAAAGGGCCGGAAAAAUGAUCCUGGCCAGAUUAGAAUAAUACCUUCUUAUGAUCCUGUGGUUGGAGUCAUUGGAAAAGGAGUCAUCCUGCCCUGCCAGCUGGAAGCUAAGACAGUCACGAAGGGACUUCUUGUUCAGUGGAUAUUUACUGGAAAAUCCCCAAACAUAGAAGUGACUACCUAUGAUGGAAAAAAUCCACAAAAUCCAGUCAGGGAGGAUAAGGCAUACCUGGGCCGGACAAACAUCUUUCAGAGUGAAGUUAAUAAGGGAAACUUAUCCCUUCACCUGAAAAAUGUCAUGACCUCUGAUAAAGGGAAAUACAUUUGCAGUGUCUCUUUGGAGAACUGGUAUGAUGAAGUGAUGGUUGACCUGGAUGUGGCAGCUCAAGGUGAUGAGUCUGCAGUUGUCCUGGAUGGUCAUGUGGGUCAGGGCAUUGGCCUCAACUGCAAGUCACAGGGAUGGUUUCCACAGCCUGACGUAAUUUGGAUGGACAGCAAAGGACAGACACGGAAGGAGAAAGCCAUCACACAAAGCACAAAGACAUCUUUGGGUCUUUUUGAUGUUGUCAGUUCCAUGACCCUCGAACCAGGAUCUGACAUGGAAGUCUCCUGCAGAAUAAUCAAUGAUCUCCUCAACACAGCAUGUGAAUCUCGAGUCCUGAUUUCAGAUUUCUGGAAAGCUCAGGAGAAGGCAGUUCCCAUUUCUCUGUACCCUGAAUGCCGACUCCUCCAGCUCCAAGUGCCAGGGCCUCCAGAUGUUGAGGACAAUGCAUGUGAACCUGCUGGCCUAAGCAGUGCCUCCACAGUCCCUGUCCUGGUGGCAAAGGAUGGGUUUUCAGCUGGGAAACACUACUGGGAAGUUGAGGUGGGCCAGCAGCUGGACUGGGUGCUGGGGGUCAUGAGGCAGAAAGGGAAAGAAGAGGAGCAAGGGACCCUUGCUGGGGACGACUACUGGGCUCUGCACAGAUCUCGGGGAGAGAUUUUCUCUAUCAAGGGAAACAGCAGACUUGAGAAGAAGGAUAUGAAUUACUCAGUGAUUGGUGUGCUUCUGGACUUGGAGGAAGCACAAAUCUACUUUUAUGGAACAGAGCAGGGGAGCCAAAUGUUGAGAAUCCCUAUAAGCCUCAGAAAAGAAUCUGCAGAAGAGUUUUACCCUUUUCUAUCAAAAGGGGAAGGGAGAUUCAAGCCCGUUUGCCAUCAAAAUAUUCCUGUUCCAUUAAAGGAACCAUAA